AUGGGAAAUUUCUUCAAUGAAGAGAUCAAGAAGGAUUAAUUCACGCAAAUGGGGUUGAAGAACUUGACCCUAAAAGUGAGUUCUCUGAAUUCACAUAUGGCUCCCAACAUACCUUUUGUUUUGGAAUCCGGAUCGAUAUCUCUACUGAAAUUGGACUUGCACAAACUAACUUGUUUGAUUGAGGAAGUGGAGAUCACUUUGAACUUCAAGACCAUCGAAUAAUAUCGAUUGUUCGUACAGACUUAUACGAAGGAAAAGAUGACUGCAGAUAAGCUGCAGAAGAUUAAAGAUGAGAUAAUCAAAGUCUAUAAGGUGAAGAGUGAGACCUCCAAUAAUGUGAAUUAGAAUGCCUGGAACAUCAUUAGAUAGUUUUUAUAGAAAAUAACAUUCACAGUGAAUAAAUUGGUUUUGCAUAUCGUCGAACCAAUUUAUAAAGAUAAACUAUCAUUGGCUAUCAACCAAAUCAGUAUGAGAGUGAGGAAGCUAUAAGAAGAGAAGGAUUAAAUGGUCAGCACUGUGAUUAUUGGAGGGUGUUCGGUGCAUAUCAAUGAACCGGACUAAUUGUUUGAUCCCAAUAAUUUUCAGAGGGAAUCCUGCAUAUUUAGUUUACAAUAGCAAUACACAAAUAAAUACGAUUAACAUGUCGUUAUUCAUUUAAAGACUGAAUUAAAGGAAAGAUUGAAAUUCAAUAGUACAUUAUGUAUAAGGUUGAUGCAAAUGAACUUUAAUUACAAGCAGUUCUAGAUAGCAAUAAGGGUGAUUAUGAGUAUUUUGGAGCAUAAUAAAUUAAUAUAGUCUCAAGACAAAACAAUUAUCGAAUCCAUUAAAUAGGAGACUCCACAAUUUUAAUUUACUUGGUGUGAAUCCAAAGUCUAUUAUGAUUAUUGUGAUAAAUAUGGAGAAGUUAGAGUGGAUGAUGUAGAUCAGAAGUCAUUGAGUGACGAAGCAACUGUUGAGUUUAAUGAUGAUUUGGAAGAAGCCUUAGAGAAGAGCUAGUUUAAUGAGGAAGAAGGCAAUGAGCAAAUGGAGGAGUCUCAGAUUGAGGGGUUUAAUUAAUCAAUUCUUUAUUAAUCUAAUCUUGGAGAUUUAAAUCAAAGCACUUUGAAACAAUCCAUGUUCUCUGUGUCUGUUUUCAAAGAAUUGAUUAAUGAUGAGGACGAUAAACAAGGAUUAGAGGAAUUGGAUGAGGGUCAAUUGAUUUUUAAGUUGAAGAUUCAGAAAAUAAGAGUCCGAUUAUCAAGACACAACAUAAUAGAUAAAUGGAAUGUGGAGAGUUCCAAGAAGACUAACUAUUACGAAUUAGAAAUUGAUUAACUAAAUUGGUUGAUGAACAAAGAAGUUGCUCAAUAGUAGGUCACAACAAUCAAGUAAACCAAAAUUGAGAUUCCCAUCAUUUAACUAUUUCAUUAUGAGUAUUUCAACAUCUUCUCUGGUAAAAUAGUUGAAGAUCUAAGUUCAGAGGAAGAAAGUGGUCAAGACAUAUUUUAAAGUAUAAAUGAUGGGUUUUCCAAUAACACUUAAACUAUGGAAAGCCAAAUAUUCCAUUCUUGUUAUAAUUUGAGUUAAAGUGAUGUUGAGGAGAAGAUAACCAAGAAGAAAAAUGAAUUUAUCAAGGAAUAAGGGAAUUACUAUUAUAAAAAGAAAUGUUUGCUGCAAUUAUAUGAUGGUUGUAAGGAGUCAUCACUUGUAGGCGCCAAGCAAUAACCUCAAUUAAUCACAAAAGUAGAUAACCAAUUCAUUUAUUAAAAUGAUAAAAUUAUAUCUCAGGGGAAUGGUCUGUAAAUUUAAAUGCAUCAUCUCAAUCAUUCUCAUGCGAUCUCCAUCAAGUAGAUCGAUAUUAAUUUAAAUAUCGAUGAGAUCCUUGAAUUCAAAGAGAUUUUCUAAAUCAACCAUGAAAAGAAGCAGAUUAAGAGUAUUCCGAAUCUGAAUUUAAUUACAAUCCAUCGCAUUUAAUUUGAUGUUCAAAUAUAGGAAUCAGACUAUGCUGAGUUCUAUUACCUAUAAUAAAUAAUCAACAAUGAUCCAAACAGUAGCAGUGUCAUGCAUUAAUAAUAGAAGAUGUCAUUUUUCACAUUCGACAUCAUUGAUCUCUAAGUACAGUAAUCCUCUUCUGGUUUCAUUACUUUUAAUUCAAUUAAAUGUUUGAUGAAGGAAUAUGAUAGAAUCAAGUAGGUAUUUCAUGAUGAAACAAUCGCUGAAAUAGGAGCAUAAGAACAAGGUUAAAUUUUGAUUAGGCCUAUUAUCAAACUGAUGGAUACAAAAGAAGUACGUGUGGCUAUUCCAAAACUUUAAGUAUUUAUUAAUCUCUCUUACAUGGAAUAUGUAAAGACUCUAUUUAUGUUAAUUAAAGAUUUUCAAAAAAGAUUGCGACAAUCGAAUACAAAUAAAUAGGAGAACAAAUAAAUUGUACGAUUACUCUUUGAUGAAAUUAUUGUUAAGAUUAAUUUAGACUAAUCAACUAAUCCGCAUUAAGCAAGAUUUAUCUUACAUGCAUCCAAAUUCGCAGCAUAAAUAAAAGGCCAAGAUGAAGUUAUGCUCACAUUGUAUAAUUGUCUGAUCAUCGACACUAAUUGGAAUUGCAAAAGACUCAAACAAGACAUCCCCAUUUAUGGCAGUCCUAAUAAUACUAAAACAGAUCAGCCAUUUUAAGUACUUCAUUUCAGAAAUGAAAAGUACUAAGCAAAUCAAGUGCUAUUCUAUAAAUAAGAACGUUUCAACAGAGAAGGUUUCAAGACUCUUGUGCAAAACGAAACAAUCAAAUCGUAACCUGAGAUGGCUUUCCAAUAUACAGCCAUUAAAUUGAAGACUAGUCAAUACCUAAAUCCAGAUUGCUUAGAUGUUUUGAAUGGAAAUACCAAUUUACUUAUUAUUAAAAUUAAUAAGAACAAGAAAAUUGAUAUUCAAUAUCAACAUGGAAUCAUCCAAGUCGAUGAAUAAUGGAUUGAAACUAUUACAAACAUCCAAGAUUUGGCUAAGAAGUGGGAAUAAACAUUGGUUCCUCAAAAGAACAAAUUGCCCUAAAAAAAUUCAAUUCCCAAUUUUACAUUCUCUGUCUCAAAUAUAUGGCUCAACUAUUUACCAACUUAUAGAAGAUCAACCUUAUUAAAGCAAUAUUUAAUGAAAAAAGAACCUAUUAAAUCGAUAAUUGCAAUCUAACCUGAACAGUUGUAUUAUUCUUGGAUCAGGGUACUAAUCAGAAUUAAGAGUGCAACUGUGUCAAGUGAUUUAUAAGCUCAUUUGAGUUCCGCAUAAAUCUAUGUUAAAAGUACAUCCAAAGAUAUUAAACAUGCCAACCUAAGCUUUUUAAAUCCCAUCCUAUUGGUCCCUCCUUAAAUUGGACUUUUUUAUGAAAAUCGGAAAUUCUCAGAUGGAUUCCAAAUCGACAAGGAUGAACAAGGACUCUUGAGACUUCUGUGUUUUUAAAAGUUAUUUAAAAUCAAAGGAAUAACAUUCUCAGGAAACCUGAUUAAUGUUGGGUAAAUAAAUGGGAAUCUGAAAAAAGAUUCCAUCAUCAGUCUCUGGGAUAUAGCAUCGAUGACAAUAGAAAAGAUAAAAAAGAUCAUUCCUGAAUAGCAAAAUGAGAAUUAGAUCUAUGUCUUAUAAGAUGGUCAUCUCUACACUCCGACUUAGAAUAUGAAUAUUUUUGAUGAUGAUGAUACUGAACUACCUGCAAUAGAAAACACUCCUAAUAAAAAGUAGUUUGAAAUUGUUCUCAAGAGCAUUGAUGUCAAAUUAACAGUGGGCUAGCAUUUUCCACCUGAAUAUUUUAGUGAUACCAAUCCUAUUAACCCUGAAUACGCAUAAUAAAAUCAAGAAUAGUAUUAUCUUGAACACUCAAAUUUAUUGCAUUUAGAAGAGUUUCCCCAAAUGAAUGAUUAAUCAUGCGAUUACAUUCAUUUCAGCUUAAAAGAAUUAAAAUUAAAAUGUUGUGGACCAUCAUAAAGAGAAAUCAAUCAAUUUUACUUAACAUUAUUGAAUUUUCAAUUGGCUGAUGAAAUCAAAAAUUCCAAGUUUUCUAAAUUGAUUGGCAAGGAACCUUAGCUUGAGGAUACAAAUUUUGCAGAAUUCUUCUACUCAAUUGAUAAACCCAAUAAUUCGAUCAAUUUGGAAGCCAAAUUUGCUCCAUUUAGAGUUUGUGUCUCUGGAGAAGCAUUGGAAUUUAUGUUGGAAACUGUAAAUAGUCCAGAAUAAUUGAAUCCAAAGGUCGAUUUGCUGAGUAAAUUGAAUGUAGGAAACGAUAAAGAGUCCAUAAUUGAGUUCUGUGUGCAGGAAGGCUAUUAAGUUACAUUCUCAAGAAUUAGCGAAUUAAAAAAAUCAAUGAAAGUCAACUUCCUGAAUAUCGAACGUAUCUAUUGUUACAUUACAUUCGAUGGAAAUGGUGUCAAACUGGAUGGAAAAUUGAAAGGGUUGGUAAGACUGGCAUCUUAUGAUAAUCUUUUAAUAUUUUUGAAGAGAGCUCAAAUUAAUAAUCUAAUAUUUGAAAAGGAUAGAGAUUUCAUUAAGUUUUUGUUUGACUAAUACUAUAAUUUGUUAAGAAAUGAUUCCUAAUUGAUUCAAAAUUUGAUCACUUCUUUUAAAGCCUUCCAAAACAUCACAAACAUAGUAUCGGGAAUAUAAACUAUGUUCACAACAAUAAUUAAAUAAGGAUUGGUGACUGGAGUGUGUUCAGGAUCUAUUCCAUUGGCAAAAGCCCUGGGAGAUGAAAUUGUCUAUUUGACCAAAAAGCCUAUUGAAGUUUGUAGUACAAUGACAGAAGGAAUUGGAUUAAAAAUAGCAAGCGUUGUAUUCUCUCCAAUUGAAAGAGCCUUAGACUAAUUUUCUACAUUAACUACAAGCGAUAGAAUUCCUAGAGAAUUUCUUAAGAAAUAUAAUGUAGAAUAAACUAAUGCGUGAUCCAUUUUUUUUUAUAAUUAAUACUUUUUAUAACAUAACAUCGUGA
Molecule: messenger RNA, 4939 nt
Organism: Paramecium tetraurelia
Lineage: Eukaryota; Ciliophora; Oligohymenophorea; Peniculida; Parameciidae
Exons: 4
Source: RefSeq, a predicted model, not a curated record